AUGACCAACACCAUCAAACUUGGGGGAAAGGAAGUACCUGUUACAACUUCUCAAUCGGACAUUAAUGUCGCGUCAGUAUUUGAAUUCAAACCGUUCAAAGAAUGGGCCUCUGCAAUGUCCGAGGAAUUCUUGAACGCGGAAAAUAAAGAAAUCGAAGUUAGGAAGGUCGAAAUUCAGAAUGUUGAUUUUUUUGGUUCCAAAAUAGGCUUCAUCAAAUUUAAAGUUGACGCUGUUCUCACCGAAAAUGGGAAGAAUGUACCAGGAAUUGUUUUUAUGCGAGGUGGCUCCGUUGCAGUCUUGCUCAUCCUUCGAUCGAAAGAUCAGGAUAACGAGACGGUGAAGGAACACGUUGUUUUAACCUACCAACCGCGCAUUCCUGUUCCCUCUCUUUCUUUUCCGGAAAUACCCGCAGGUAUAGAAGAAAAUGCUAGCGUGGAGAUUAAAGAGGAAACGGGAAUUGAAAUCAACGACCAAGACCUCAUAGAUAUGACCGAGUUAGCGUAUGGGAGAGACUACAAGGGGGCUUAUCCGUCGUGUGGUGCUUGCGAUGAAUUUUUAAGAUUGUGCUUAUGUAUUAAAGAGAUGAAUCGCGAGGACAUCGAAAAAUUGGAGGGUAAACUCUGUGGAUUGAGGGAUCACGGAGAAAGUAUUACGGUUAGAUUGAUAGAAUUGAAGGAUUUAUGGAGAAUUCCGGACAUGAAAGCACUAUCAUCUUUAGCAUUAUAUGAUGCUCUGAAAAGGAACGAGAAAAUUUGA
Molecule: messenger RNA, 756 nt
Organism: Acaulospora colombiana
Lineage: Eukaryota; Fungi; Glomeromycota; Glomeromycetes; Diversisporales; Acaulosporaceae
Source: the annotation of a GenBank genome assembly